AGAUGGUUGAGGAACUUUCCUCCUGAUGACUCAUUGCUUCUUCUCACUCUGCCUGCAAACCAAGGCAUUAUUAUUCUAGAUUAGCAACAACAACAAAAAAAAAAAAUAGGAAUUAACUCAAUCAAGACUACUGGAACACAAACUUUCUUCAAAACUAGUUGUAGUCUUCUUCCAAGCUGUUAAGAUUAGUUUAAUUUGUCGUCAACUACUGGAAUCGAUCCAUUGUGAAAUCAGACAUCAGGCUGCUUCACUUGGUGAAGACUGUGGAGUGAAUCAUGCCCUCCGACUCUCUGACGCCUUUCCUGGAACUGGAUGAGGAGUUUUGCAAGAAUCUCUGUGUCCUGGAUGGGACAGAUGGACCCUCCUCGAGCUCGCUGCAGCGCAGUCAAAGAGUUCUGGGCUUUCAGAGACGCCACUCUCUUUGCCCUGUGACCCUUCCCAACUCCAAGUUCAACAGCAGCUCUGAAGUGAUGGAGUCGGCCUGCUGGGGGCUCAGCCAGGCCUCCAACCAGCAGUGGAACCGGGCGCUUCAACGCUCCUCGCUGAGUCACAUCCCUUUCAGAGUUGACCGCUCGGUCAGCAUGAUCGAGGGGAACAUCAGUAAUGUGGGGGGAAAAGAAGACAAAGUUCCGACUGCCUCCCCAUCAGUGCUGCUCCCACCACCAGGUCUGUGUCUCAGCAACACCUCUCUGGCCUCCACAGCCUCCUCCUCUUCCUCCAGACCGCCGGUGCUGCCACCGCCGCACAUCUCCAGCAGAUACAAGACAGAACUCUGUCGCACCUUUGAGGAGAGCGGGACCUGCAAGUACGGGGCAAAGUGCCAGUUUGCUCACGGCCUGGAUGAGCUGAGAGGACUCAGCAGGCACCCCAAGUACAAGACCGAGCCUUGUCGUACUUUCCACACGAUAGGCUUCUGCCCUUACGGUGCCCGCUGCCAUUUCAUCCACAACGCGGAUGAGAUUCAAAUGGCCGGCUCCGCUGCGGCUCCUCAGAGGCCGAAAGUGAGGCCUCCUUUGCUGCGGCACAGCCUCAGCUUUGCUGGCUUUUCCUCCACUGCCCACAUCUUCCAACCAGUUGAGGAGUCUCAGCCUUCCAGCCUCCUCUUUUCUCGAGCCUCCUCAGUGUCCCCCCCUCCCUCCUCUGGAAGCCCAGAGCUCCUCUCCCCUCUCUUUCCUGAGCCCAGGCCUCUGAAGCAUUGCCCUUACCCCUUCUCUGGCAUCAGUGACCUGGCAGGUGACAGCGGAGACGCUGCUCUGCGCCUCUACACCACAACUGAAUCUAAAUGUCCAACAUCCAGCUUCACCUCCAAGAACCAGAACCUCCCAGUGCACCUACCUCCUCAGCUUCCAGCUUCUCUGAACAGCUUCUCCUCCUUUCAGCGCUGCUCCUCGGCCGAAUCCCUUUCCGAGGAAGGCUACACAUCUUCCUGUUCCCUCAGCUCCUCCUCCAGCGGCACAGAGUCUCCAAGCUUCGAGGGCCGCCGUCUGCCCAUCUUCAGUCGCCUGUCUAUUUCAGACGAAUAGAGAACAGUUUGGGUUUGGGGGCUGCGUUAGAUCAGGAAUGGUCUAAACUCUCUGUGACUGUAAUAUAAGUUAGGGGUCACAGAAAAGUAAAAAAUUAGCUUUUCUGAUCCUUUCUAGGUCCAGCCGAGUGAAGGUACCUAUCUUUGUGCAUAUUGCAUUUCUUUUACCCAAGCAGCUGUAGUGCUGCUCAGUGUUUGUCCAGUUUUAGCUGACUCCCUUUUGUGUUUAUUGUUUUACUGACUAUUUUUGUGGUAUUUUUAUUAUAUUUUAUGCCAUUGUAACUGCUGUAUACUGUUGUAUACCUGUGUUUUAGAGAAUAACCGAAGGGUAUUCGGCUCAGCGUUCGUCUCCAUGCUGUUCCUGCUCAGUGGAAAGUUCUGUGUGAGAAUUUUCUGUACCCUAAUUUUGAGAUGUUGUGUUCUCCUUUGCUUUGUCUCCUCCAAGACAGCGUGCAGUUCGCCAUUACAGACCUUAUUUCUAGAAAUCUGCCUGAAAAGGUCCACUGGGUCAUAUGUUUCCAUUUAGGAUUCUCCAGCUUUAUUAAAUUGAUCUCAUCCUUGUCUAAGUGUUAGAGGAUUCAGUAACUGUAUGCUGUCACUGAUUGAUUAGUUGAUUGGUUGCAUGGCUGUGGCCACAUGAUUGUAUUUUUAACUGUCUGGCAAUGAUUCAGCUGAACUGCCUUAGCACGGAUCGUAGAAAUCUCUAGUUACCAAAGUUGCUCUAACAUACUCCCUCUGUUAACCCUUAGCCUUAGCUACGGCAGGUUAUAUACAGUGUUUUAACUAUUGAUAUAGCCUAACAUGUUCCUAGGACUAUUUAUUUCUUUUUGCUUGUUUUAUUUCUUCUUAAUUUGUGUUGAGGAUUUAAGAAAAAAAAAGAGAAGAAACUACGCUACACUUUAGCAGCGAUGUUUUCCAUCUGCUUGUUCAACUGGAAGCUUUAAUAAAACGGCUAAUGGAGAGGAGGGGAAGGAAAGGAGGAAGCAAGCAUUUUUUUGGCAUUCUUUAUUUUCUGUUGCCUUAUUGGCUGACGGGCCGAGCAGCGAUCAACACUUUUAGGUUUUGGUCUCAGCAAGCAACUUGGUGGACUGGCCUCGGAAAGCUCGUCGGCCAUUCUGCCUUCCUCUCCAUUAAGCUUCACAUAUUUUAACUGUAAAGUAAUCUGCUGCAAAUAUAAAUGUGGGGUAAUCAUCAGUCAACCGUUUGGAGUGUAUUUUGUUGUAAGAAUAAUUGUGGGGAUGUAUUUUGACAUGCAGCUCCGUCAUGACUGUUUUUUUUUUUUAUUACCUUUGUAUUAUAAUGUUAUAUAUUAGAGUUUUUUUUUCAGAGUUGGCUCCAUGACAAUGUGUUUGUAGCUUGACUUCUGUUGCACAGCAGCUAUCUGGCCGGCAGGUGAAAUCAUGUGAGUUUGAAGGAAGACGGAAAGUUUCUGUUCCAGUUUUCUCUUGAAAUCAUCCCAACCACCUGCCCUGAUGAGGCCAGAGAUGUUUCUUGUAUCUGUAGCUUUUUAACGACUCGGCUGCAAGAUGUUUCUU
Molecule: messenger RNA, 3057 nt
Organism: Cyprinodon variegatus (sheepshead minnow)
Lineage: Eukaryota; Metazoa; Chordata; Actinopteri; Cyprinodontiformes; Cyprinodontidae
Product: zinc finger protein 36, C3H1 type-like 1
Exons: 2
Coding region: 276-1523 (415 amino acids)
Molecular function (GO): metal ion binding; mRNA binding
Source: RefSeq, a predicted model, not a curated record